Molecule: messenger RNA, 11815 nt
Organism: Nematolebias whitei (Rio pearlfish)
Lineage: Eukaryota; Metazoa; Chordata; Actinopteri; Cyprinodontiformes; Rivulidae
Product: Snf2-related CREBBP activator protein
Cellular component (GO): Swr1 complex
Molecular function (GO): histone binding; ATP hydrolysis activity; DNA binding
Source: RefSeq, a predicted model, not a curated record
CAAGCGGGUAGCAACACAAAAAGUGAACAAACUGACACCACUGCCUCCUCGUCUGGCUUCAAAAUGCUGCCAGAGUUCUCUUCUUCGGAGGGGAGCUCCUCGGACCCCGUUAAGAGGCCUGCUCUGCCGGACCCAGACCUGCUAGUCUCACUGCAGGCAGAACCGUCUCAAACCUCACAUCAGGUCCCCUCAACAGAAACGUCACUGAUCGCUGAGAUUGUGCACUCUGACGAUGCUCGAGAAAUCGUGGUUGUGAGGGAGGAAGCUCACGUCAGUGGAGGCUGGUCCAACAUGCAUCUGAAUCAGAAUUACCUCCUACAGCGAGAAGAUGGCAGCGUCUGCAGAGCUGCCAUUGUUAAUGAGCUGUCCACCGGGGAACCAAAGUUGUACGAAGGAGGUGUCCAGGCGAGCAUGGAGCUCGACUCUCAGCCGGUGGAGGUGUACGAGUUCUGUGGUCUGGUGGAGGAGGUUGCUGAGGAAACUGUGUGUGUCGGCAGCAGCAUGCAGAUACCUCACUCUCCGGGAUACGAGGUGAACCUAUUCAAUGCAUUACUGGAAAAUGCAGACGAAGACUUCGAACCAUCUAUUCACGCAGUUAACGAAAACAACACCAUUAUAAUUUCCCAGCAGUCCUUGCCUUCAUCUAGUGACAUGUCCAUAGAAAACACAGGAGUGGCUGCUGUUGGACACCGUUUAGUUUUAAACUCUAACCAAGCUGUUGAAGUGGCACACGCUGGAGAGGUGUGUUUAGUUCAAGUAGCUGCUGUCACAUCGGACUCCUUCACUGUUGAACAGACGGACACCACUACACAAACUGGGACGCACUGUUCACAAGUCAGUGCAGCACAGUCAGACGUAACAGAGGUGAGUGGUUCAGUUCAAACAAUUUCUCCAAAACAGGAAGCAGAAGUAACAGCUGGCUCGUUAUCCCUGUUAUCUCCACUGGUCGCUGAUCAGGACACUGGGACGCAGUCAUGCUCUGCUGUUUCUGUGCACAUUUCUUGUUUGGAAAAUCAGACCCCAGGCUUCACUGUUGUAAGUGCCAUCAAGCCCGAGGUUUGUUCUAAUGACGGAACCAAAGUUUCUCCUCCUUCGGCUCCAUCACAGAAUGCUGCUGCGGCCACAGGAAGCAGACCAGAAGCACUCUGUGCUACUUUUUCCCCCAAUCUUAUAAAUCCAAACCUGCUGCUGCUAAAACCAGGAGAAACUCCUCUCCUAAAACAUCCUUCCUCCCUUUUGGCAAAAGUGUCCAAGAAGCAGAAUGUGGACAGCCAGUUGGCCAAUGCCCACAGCUCUUUGUCUGAGGAGUGCCUUCCACGAACCGUCUCAGCAGCAGACUCUCUAUCUGCAGCUCUUAGCAGCCAGAAAGAUCAGUGCUCUGUCAGUAAAACGCUGACUUCCAUAGACGUUCAGCAGCCUGCUUCGAGUGGCUUCACCUCGCUCCAGUUUGAGCAGACUGCAUCAGUCACCCCAACAGCUUCAACAAGCAACUCCGAGGCCUUAACCUUUAUCAGAAUGCCAACAGAUGAAAAAGACCCUGAUCCUCAAAAUCUUGAAACACCUCCUGAAGCCACCUCACCUGCUGCUCCUCACACCUUUCACAGGCUCCCAGCAUCGGGAAACAAGGAAGAGGAGACGCCGCCUCCUUCCAAUGUAAACGAUAACAGUUACCCCGACGAUGCUGAAGACGAGAGCGACGACAUGGAUCAGGAUGAGAUGAUGGGAGAAAGUGAGGUCCAGGACUCAAUGUCAGGGCAGGUUAGCAGUCCUGAGGAAGAAAGUGACGACGAGCCCGACCCUGACAAAAACGACACUCCCAGCUCUUCACACAAGGUGCGCCAGUGGAUCUCGGAUCGAGUCGCCAUCAAUUCCUCUCCGGCCUCACCUUCCACCUCUUCCUCCUUUGGCUCCUCAUCCACCUCUGACUGGGCAACACGUAGACGGGAGAAAGUCUCGCCUACCAGAGGUUCACACAGCAAGUUUGUUUCUCCUUCCUCUUCCCCACCGGACCAGGCCACAUCUCACCGGUCUCGUGGAGAACGUCACACAGACAUGGCAAAACUGGCGAAACAUGAAGCGGAGAUUGAGCAUCGAACCCAUUCUCUAAAGCGGGAAGGUUUCUGGUCAAUGAAGCGUCUCACCCGUCUGACGGAGCCGCCACGGCCCAAAGUUCACUGGGAUUACCUGUGCGAGGAAAUGCAGUGGCUCUCUGCUGACUUCGCUCAAGAAAGACGGUGGAAAAGAGGCGUGGCAAGAAAGGUGGUACGAAUGGUGAUGCGGCAUCAUGACGAGCUGAGGCAGAAAGAAGAAAAAGCCAAACGAGACGAGCACGCCAAAAUCAGACGAGUUGCUUCUUCUAUUGCAAAGGAAGUCCGGUCGUUCUGGAGCAACGUCGAGAAGGUGGUGCAGUUCAAGCAGCAGUCCAGACUGGAGGAAAAGCGGAAGAAGGCUUUAGACCUUCAGCUAGACUUUAUUGUCGGCCAAACCGAAAAGUACUCGGACCUCCUCAGCAAGUCCCUCGCACCCGCCAGGCCUCUUGAGACCGCCGUGUCUCCGCAGAAAUCAGUGCCUCCUCCCGUCGACGAAGACGACGGAGACUUUGAGCCUCCUUGUGAGGAGGAGGAUGAUGAAGAGACCAUAGAGGUGGAGGAGCAGCAGGAGGGCAAUGAUGCAGAGAGCCAUCAGAGGGAGAUAGAACUGCUGAAGGAGGAGGGCAUGCUGCCUCUGGACCAGCUGCUCAGCACGCUCAAACUGCCGCCUCCAGAGGACUCGGGCUCAGAGGAACAAUGCUCAAAUGAAUCUUCAUCAGCUGAGGAAGAGGAUGAAGACAGAGAAUUCACAGCCAACGAAGAGGACGCUGAGGAUGAGGAGGACACCAUAGCAGCUCAGGAGAAAGUCGAAGGUCAUGUCAAUCAUGCUGAGGAACUUGAUGACUUGGCCAGAGAAGGCGAUAUGAGUCUCGAAGAGCUACUGGAGAAGUACAAAGGAGCGUACGCCUCAGACUUCGAGGCUCCUUCUGCUUCAGACUCUAAAGUGAGUUCUGAUUCGGAGGUGUCUGGGGAUGAGGAGAUGGAGAAUGAAGAAGACGAGCGUGACGUGGAAAGCAGCGCUUCUUCCUCAGAUUCCCCUGGAGACAGUGCAGAGGAAGAUGAGACUGAGGAUGAUGAAGAGGAGAUUGAUGAAGAGUGUGGAGAAGGGAUGGAGCUUUUGCUGAAGGAGGGAGACCACAGCCCUCCUUCCUCCAGCUCACGGCCAAAGAAAGAGAUCAGCCAUAUUGCUGCGACAGCAGAGAGUCUGCAGCCGAAAGGCUACACUCUGGCUACGACCAAGGUAAAAACCCCCAUCCCGUUUCUGCUUCACGGCACGCUACGUGAAUACCAGCACAUCGGGCUGGACUGGCUGGUCACCAUGUUCGAGAAAAAGCUGAACGGGAUCCUCGCCGAUGAGAUGGGUCUGGGUAAAACCAUCCAGACGAUCGCCCUGUUAGCUCACCUCGCCUGUGAGAAAGGGAACUGGGGUCCUCACCUCAUCAUUGUUCCCACCAGCGUGAUGCUAAACUGGGAGAUGGAGCUGAAGCGCUGGUGUCCAGGGUUUAAAAUCCUCACCUACUUUGGCAGUCAGAAGGAGAGAAAGCUGAAGAGACAGGGCUGGACGAAACCUAAUGCUUUCCACGUGUGCAUCACUUCAUACAAGCUGGUUCUGCAGGAUCACCAGGCCUUCAGACGAAAGUCUUGGCGUUAUCUGAUCCUCGACGAGGCUCAGAACAUCAAGAACUUCAAGUCCCAGCGCUGGCAGAGCCUGCUGAACUUCAACAGCCACCGGCGCCUGCUGCUGACGGGAACUCCUUUGCAGAACAGCCUGAUGGAGCUUUGGUCCCUCAUGCACUUCCUCAUGCCGCACGUCUUCCAGUCCCACCGCGAGUUCAAGGAGUGGUUCUCCAACCCGCUCACGGGGAUGAUCGAGGGCAGUCAGGAGUACAACGAGGGCCUGGUCAAGAGGCUCCACAAGGUGCUGAGGCCCUUCCUGCUCAGGAGGAUCAAGGUUGACGUCGAGAAGCAGAUGCCCAAGAAAUACGAGCACGUGGUGCGCUGCCGCCUCUCCAAGAGGCAGAGGUUUCUCUACGACGACUUCAUGGCACAAGCCUCAACCCAGGAAACACUGGCCAGCGGUCACUUCAUGUCUGUGAUAAACAUCCUCAUGCAGCUCCGUAAAGUGUGCAACCACCCCAACCUGUUUGACCCCCGACCCAUCCAGUCUCCCUUCAUUACACAGCCCAUUGUCUUCCAAACCGCCUCUCUGGCGCUGGAUGCGCUGGAGAUUCCUCCUCUGAAGCGCUGCGACGUCUCCAUGUUCGAUCUCGUCGGUUUAGAGAGCCGUGUGUCUCGUUACCAAGCGGACGUGUUCCUGCCGCGUCACAAGGUCGGCCGGCAGCUGAUCCAGGAGAUUAUGGAUUCCCCUGAACCCCCUCCAAGGCCUAAACCGGUUCGCAUGAAGGUCAACAGGAUGUUCCAGCCGCCUCCCAAAGGGGAUAAUCGGUCGGUUCUGCUCAUGAACAAACCCACCUGCUCAGUUCCUCCUGCAGCUCAGACCUCCAAACCUCCUCCAGCCACGGAGGUCACCUCUGCUCCUGCGCCUCCUCCUGCUCCUGCAGUUCAGCAAGCCAAUGUUCCAGCUCAUCAGAGCCCGAACCCCAGCACCGUCAUGCCCCAGAGGGUUUUACUUAGUCCUGACAUGCAAGCAAGGCUGCCUUCCGGUGAGGUGGUGAGCAUCGCUCAGCUGGCUUCUUUAGCAGGCCGGCCGGUGUCGACAUGUCAGGGCAGCAAGCCCGUCACCUUCCAGCUUCAAGGGAACAAACUGACUCUGUCUGGAGCGCAGAUCCACCAAGUCCCAGCAGCAGCGCCACGCCCAGUUCAAGGUAAUGUGAUGCACCUGGUGUCCGGCGGCGUCCAGCAUCACCUCAUCAGCCAGCCGGCCCAGCUGAGUGUUCAGACAACGACCAACACGCACGCUGUGAACACGUCCGCCGCUGCGCCCUGUGCAAACAAGCUGCCGCACAACGCCUCACCUCAAGUCUCUUCGCCCAUGGUGAGCAGCCCCGGAGUCGUGAAGAUCGUCGUGCGUCAGUCAGCAGGCAAGGAGGGCGGGCCCGUGCCCACGCUGGCAGUGGCCCCUUCCCCACGUGUUGCUCCUCAGGCGCUGCCCCUCUCCCCACAUCCUCACGCCAACACCGCCCCUGUGAGGAGCACCGCUUCGCUACAGAUCGCCUCACGCACUCCCGGUCCCGCUACUGCCCACUACACCAUAGCUCCUCCCAGGCACCCGAGCUCAACCCCGAACCAGCCCCCGCAUCCCGUCCUCAAAGUAGUACAGCUGCCUCCACCCUGCACCGAGCAGCCAGCUCCGGUAACUUCCUCUCCGUCUGUGUCCAAAUCUUCAGCUGCACCACGGGACAACAGCAGUACUCAAACACCAGUUUCUACCAAGUCAAAGCCCAGUGCACGUCCAAAACCCAACCCUCCACCCAGGAGGCUCCCCCGCCCACCUCCACGCUCUCCUUUCCACAUGUCAUGGCUGGCCGACGACCUCAAACAGCAGCGCAGCAGCCGACUGGACUUCAUCUUUGGAGUCAACGAGCGUCGCUGCGGGGCGAAACCAGUGUAUGGCCGAGAGGUUUUGGACUUCCUGACUUUUCUUCCCGGUCCUCGUCCAUCUCCAGCAGCUCUGAAGGCUGAGGGGGAGUGGGGUCGCUCGGGACACAGCAGCCGUCUGUACGCUCAGUGGCAUAACAGGGACGACUUCUGGCUUCAGAGUCCUGCUUUAAGAGAGGCCAUCAACAGCCUGGAAGCACGUCUGGAGCUCCUCAGUGAAAUAAUAGAGCGGUUUGUGUUUGCGAUUCCUCCAGUGGAGGCUCCUCUGAUCUCCAUGCACUGCUGCCAUCCUCCUCCAUCUCUGAGCCACAAGCAGGCCGUCUUCUCGUCCACGCUGUCGGCUCAGGUGGCUCCGCUCACCCGCAGCCUCCAUCGCAUUCAGUGCAGCAUGAGGACUCAGUUCCCCGACCUGAGGCUCAUACAGUACGACUGUGGUAAGCUUCAGACUCUCCACACGUUGCUGCGGAAGCUGAAGUCUGGAGGCCACAGAGUUCUGAUCUUCACUCAGAUGACGCGCAUGUUGGACGUGCUGGAGCAGUUCCUCAACUAUCACGGCCACAUCUACCUCCGCCUGGACGGCAGCACCCGAGUGGAGCAGAGACAGGCCCUCAUGGAGCGCUUCAACGCAGAUCGACGCAUCUUCUGCUUCAUCCUGUCGACUCGCAGCGGGGGCGUGGGGGUGAAUCUGACGGGGGCCGACACUGUUGUUUUCUACGACAGCGACUGGAAUCCCACCAUGGACGCACAAGCGCAGGACCGCUGCCACCGCAUCGGCCAGACCCGAGACGUUCACAUCUACAGGUUAAUCAGUGAGCGCACAGUGGAGGAAAACAUUUUAAAGAAAGCCAACCAGAAGAGGAUGUUGGGAGAUAUGGCAAUCGAAGGUGGAAACUUCACCACGGCCUUUUUCAAGGAGCAAACGAUCCGCGAGCUGUUUGAUGUCAAUGAUGGGGAGAAGAGGGAGGUGGCGGUGGAGCUGUCUGUGCCCCAAGCUGGCGAUGACGAAGGCGUCAACAAACAGAGCACCACCAUUCUGGAGCAGGCUCUGUGUCGGGCUGAGGAUGAGGAGGACAUCGUGGCCGCCUCUCAGGCCAAAGCAGAGCAGGUGGCGGAGCUGGCCGAGUUUAACGAGAACAUCCCGCUGGAUGACGGAGGGGAGCAGGAGGAGGUGGAGGAGCUCUCCAAGGCCGAGCAGGAAAUAGCUGCUCUGGUGGAACAGCUCACUCCCAUCGAACGUUACGCCAUGAACUUCCUGGAAGCCUCCUUAGAAGACGUCUGCAAAGAGGAGCUGAAGCAGGCUGAGGAGCAAGUGGAAGCUGCCAGAAAAGGCCUGGACCAGGCCAAGGAGGGGCUCAUGCUCCAUCAUACGUCUGACGAAGAUGGCGACGACUUCCUGUCCACACCAGCUUCCUCUGAGCCUGCUCAGCCAGCUCCCGCCCGUCGUGGACGUAAACCCAAGGACAAGACGCUCACCUCCACGAGGGCCAGCGGUCGACUCUGCGGCGCGGCGCCUGAACUUGAACCCGAGCCUUCGACGCCGAGAGAAGUGCCUGAAAGACUCCGGAGAGGACGAGGAGCCGCUAAAGAUGCUGCUGCCACGUCCCGAACAGAUUCUAAAAGCUGCUCAUCAAACAGACUUCAGGAGGCCUCCAGGUCUUCAAAAGCUGCAUCUCCUGUCAGAGACCAGUCCACAAAAACCAGAACUCAACCGACCCGCUCCCAUCCCGGCCCAGGGCCUGCAUCUCCCGCGAUCUCGCCUCCUGCAGGGAAACCGCCAGGUGAGGAGGAGAAGGAGAGGAGGAUGUCCGAGUCUUCAAUAGACUCGAGCUGUGCAGCAGACCAUCAGAACAAAGACGACAACGGUAAAGACCACAGCCCCAUGUCUCCCCCCUCCACCUCCCGGUCCCCUCGGAAGCGCCAGUCAGCUGACGGUGAGGUGCUCCGGGGCCUGACGGACGACUCCCCCUCAGCCAAAGUCCUGCGGAAGCUUCCAGGGAGGUUGGUCACCGUGGUGGAGGAGAAGGAGCCACGGAAGAGGAGACGCAGAGGAAGUGGAACUGGAGGUUCCUCCGAGGAGGCGACCGCUGAGGAGAACGCUGCUGAUGCUACAGACGAACCAAACAAAGAUAACUCCUCACAAAGCCCCGAUGAAAAGACUAAAGUGACUCCUCAGGACCAAGACUCCUCCCCGAGUUCUCCGCUGCACCCGCAGCCGGCCCGGAGUUACCCUCCAUACUCUCCUCCACAUCUUUCUCCCGACAUGCCCGUCCUCAGGAACCUUCCUGUGCGGCGCAGGCUGGAAACUGAAUCUCGUUUGGCCGCUCAGCUCGGAGAGCAGCAGCUCACGGGUCGAGGAAGAGGAGCGACUCAGCCGAAGAAAACCGACACAACGCCGGCCAAAGACGCCACCGCAGCUUCCACAGAGUCCAAUUCUCUUCCUACGCCUUUAAAAAGAAAGAGGGGCCGGCCCCCUAAGGUUGUUACCGUGGUUACUGAGCACGACAGUAAAAUGACUCCGCCCACUUCACUGUGUGAGGAUGGGAUCCCACCUCAGUCCCCAAAACGAAAGCGGGGUCGUCCCCGUAAGGACUCCACAAUCACAGCAGACACCGUCAGUGAGACACAGAGUUCUGGUACCAACACAGAACCCAAAGUCCUGCCAGAGGUCCCAACAGGUCGGGACUCUGAGCUCACCAGAACAGAGGAAACGCCAGCCGAGGCUUCAGCUCCUGCUCCAGGUCAGACCUCUGUGACAAACACUGAUCAAACCUCUACAUCAGCCGAACCUGAACCUGUCUCUGCCUCUACAUCAGCUCUACAUCAGCUGAACCUGUUCCUGUCUCUGCUUCUACAUCAGCUGAACCUGUUCCUGCCUCUGCCUCUACAUCUGCCGAACCUGUUCUUGCCUCUGCCUCUACAUCAGCCGAACCUGUUCUUGUCUCUGCCUCUACAUCAGCUGAACCUGAACCAGUUCCCGUCUCUGCCUCUACAUCGGCAUCCACCCAUGUUUAUUCUGCUUCGGAUCCAAGUGUGGACCCACCUCACGCCCCACAGCCCUCGGCUCCAUCCAUCUCAUCAUCCUCUGAGACACAAGCAUCCAUUAAAUCCACAGCGGCAGCAGAGCCGAACCCCUCGUCUGUUUCUACAACCGUGAAAUCAACAGAACCGGACUCUGACAAACCCAGAACAGAAGCUGGGUCACCCCCCCCAGCAGAGAAGACUCUUCCACCAUCAGCAUCGACCGGAACAGCCGCUACAACUGUGUCACAAACAGAAGGUGCUGCCACUGCAGGUCCUGCUGCACCAGCUGUAACCUCCACUCCACCUGCAGGCCAGGAGGAAGUAGCUGCAAUGAACCCGACUCUGACUCCAGAACAAACGGCCCAGACAAGUCCAUUAAACUCCAGCCCAUCGAGGUCUGCUGCACCACCUGAGACAGCAGCUACACCCUCUGCUCAAACUCUGACCUCAGUCCUGAUCCAGUCGGUCUCACCACGAGCUCCGGUAACAUCCGGGCCUGAAAAGUCUCCAGAAACAUCUGCUGCUCCACCCAGUCCAGCCACAACAUCUGCAGAGGAAAACACAGCAGCAGCUGCACCACCCCCAACAGAAGAAGUCAACAGAACUUCUUCUACCCCCACCACAGCUGCAGAGAUGACCGUCAAGACCCCAACAGUUUCUACAGAACCUGCUUUGACAUCCGGAACUACUCCAUCAACCCCGGAACUUCCAGCUGCUGCUCCAUCCUUCACAGACACACAAACCACUGCAGAUGUUUCCACCCAGCAACAGAACUCACCGUCCACUGGUGUUUCUGAAGAAACCACAGAACCAGCUCACACCGAGUCUCCACCAAGGUCCGCUGCACCUGCCGAUUCUUCGGAGAAAACAUCAGCGCAGAAACGUGUCUCUGGUGCAGAAAUGGACGUAGAUUCUGUGGAAAGAUCCAGCAAGGAGGAGGAAGAGAAGCAGGAAGUCGAGGAGUCGCAGCCUAAAAGAAGACGAGUGGAGAGUUCCUCUGAGACCAAAGAGCCUGGGACGGACAGAGGAGAAACAAAAACCGCUCCUCAGAAAGAGGAAGCCACUGAAGAUCAGAAAAAGUCCCUCCAUCGGCAGAGCAGUCAGGAGUCGGUGCGCUCUUCUUCAUCUGAGAGCUCCUCUUCAACCCUCACGCGAAAGGCUCACCAUAAGAGGACUUACGAGAAUCGACAUCCUGCCAAGAGGAGGCGGACAGAGGUCACAUCUGGAGGAGGGCCAGAGGAGCAGGACAAGAAGAAAAGUGUAGAGAAGGAGCCUGACGCCGCUUCGUCUCGCAGGAGGAGCUCGAGGUCCUCCUCUUCCUCCUCCGACUCGGACAGCAGCGAGAGCAGGAAGCGUCUGACGCGCUCGGCCCAGCGCCGGCUGCAGGAUCAGGAGAAGGAACUGGGCAGCAAGGACAGGAAGAGAGAGAAACCAGCGCGUGGUUCAGACAGGAACGCCUCCAACAACGCCAACGCGUCCACGGGGGGAGAGUCGGGCAGCGACACGUCUUCUGUUCGAGUCACGAGGAAGUCCGCCGCGUCGCAGGACACCAAGCCUCAGACCAACAGCGCACCGCCUCUGCCUCCUGAGCCGGAGGUUCUGGGGAAACGGUGCUCGGCUCUGAACGCAGCAGCCAAGCUCCUGGCCAUGAAAGGCAGGGUGGACACUCCGGGACACACAACUCGGAAAGACCCGGGAGCAAAGGUCGCCUCUGAGAAGAACCAAAAACCUAAAAGUGUCGCCUCUCCUCAGAGUAAUUCUGUAACUCCAAGUAACAAUAAAAACAGGAGCGGCAAACCAGCGCCGGAUCAGCCGAGCCGCUCUGCACCCCGCUCCACCAGGCAGUGCCCCGGAGCCCUGGUUCCUCCGCUGGAGGUGGAGUACAGGAGGCCCAAACCCGAGGACGCGGACGGCGUCGGCAAGAAGGCGUCAAAAGGAAAGGAAGCCGAGGCGGAGACCCGGUCUUCGUCGCGGGGCCACAGCGCCUGCAGCAGCAUGAGCAGCGACGGCGAGGGGGACUGCGGCGGGCGCAGCAGCCGAAGUCGCAGCAGCAGCAACAGCAGCCAGAGAACUCGCAGCAUCAGCUCCCAGAACACGGGGCGCCGGGGUUCCCGCACCGCCUCCUCCGGCAGCGACCGCAGCGCCGAGCGGACGAAGAGCGGCGGCAAGAAGCAGAGCCGAAAGGACGGCAGGUGUCAGAAGCCCCCGCAGGACAUCGUGACCAGCAGCUCCGGAACCGAGGGGACGCCGGACAGGGUGCUGCGGAGCGUCGCGGCGCUCGCAGCGGUGCAGGCGCGCUCCCCAGCCGCGAGCACCCGCUCCUCCUCCAACCAACAACGCAACAAGACAUGAUCAGUGCCAAAGAUUAAACCAAGACGAGCGCGUUGCAGAGCUCGAUACGAGACCGUCCUCUGCUGCAGGAGUCCGACGUGGAGCUGGUCUCCUCACCAGCUCAGGCUGCUGGGUGGAGGCCCCGAGGUGCUGCACGGACCGUAAAAACAGGUGGUGCCAGAGCCCGAGAGUCACCAGAACCUUUCACAUCAAGUACUGUAAUACCAGGCGGGACUUCGUGUGAAAACUCACGACCGUGAUGAGUUGGAGGUUUUAGAGUCUGUCAGCCGCCCCGACUAUCGUUUCAUGUGGUCGGUCGACAAGUUGUGCACAUUUAUUAUUUCUUCCAGGGUUUUAGGAAGAGAACAGGUGUCGGCGUGCUGGAGCCCCUUGAGUGUCCACAUCUUUUUCUGCGUAUUGGAUUUAAUCACAAAUCCAGCCUUGCAUUUCUCAUUUUGCACAAAAAGUGGCCCUUUCCCUUUUUUUGAGUUCCUUUUCGGUGCAGUGAUACGUUUGUACAUCAGUUCGUUGGUUCUCGGUGUCUUGCAGUGUAUCGCUACAGUUUGGGGAAACAAAGGAUUAACUGAACUUGAAAAUUGUCUCCGGAGACGUUAAAUCUUUUCUCUGAACCUUCCCCAGACGGUUUAACGCUAAACAUAUUAAACAAAACGGGGCGGUGAGUGCCUGAACGGGUUUGCCUUGUGGAACACCAGACAAAACACAUCCUGUUCAUCAGUGCUAAAUUAUUUUUCUGUUGUCACCUUGUAAAAAUAAAUAAAUAAAAUACUUGGAAUAAAUGUGAAUAAAAUAAGUGA